AUGUCCUCGCUCCAGGACGCCGACGUCCCGCCAAUAGAAGAUGCCGAGGCCGGCGUCAUGGGCCUGACGCAAGUCGACCCCUCGCCUGUCGAAGAAACACCCAUCGAGUACCGCGAAAAGAGCUACUUCCCCGACCAAACGCAGGGCGAGAGUUGGGGGCCCGGCGCAAGUGGCGUGAAGAGGACGGGGACGCUGGGGCUGAAAUUGGGGGAUCAUGGGGUGGUUUGGUGGUUAACACGAACACAACGCUACUCGUCCUACGCCUUCACGGUCUUCACUUCCUUCCACAUCGCAAACGUCUCCCUCAUCCCGCUACUCACCCGCUCAGUGUCCGAAUCAAACCGCUACCUGCUCCUCACACGCCCGUACUACCAGUCCUUCCUCACCGAGCCGCUGCAUGGUUGGAAUCCCUCUCGUCGCACACGUCACGUCGGGAAUCGCACUGCGCCUGUAUCGCCGCCGCCAAGCCUUGCUGCGCUACGGCGCCUGAGACGAAGACGGACCGCAGGACGAUUCCCUGGGCCUGCGCUGAGCGGCACGAGUGCGUUGGGCUAUGCGCUCGUCCCGCUGGCGAGCUUUCAUGUGUGGACGACGAGGUUGCUGCCGCGGUAUGCGCAUGGCGAUUCAAGUUUGAUCAACCUGUCGUACAUAUCACACGGAUUCGCCAAACACCCCAUCAUCUCCUUCUCGGGAUUCACAGCGCUCGUCGGCAUCGGCGCAUGGCAUUUCGUCUGGGGCGCGGCGAAGUGGCUGGGUUUCGCGCCGUCACAAAUCUCGGCGCACGAGAGUCAGAAGUCGCUGGUUAGGAAGCGGAGGUGGUAUGGCAUCAACGCCAUCUCCGCCGUCGUCGCGGGGCUGUGGUUAGCAGGCAGUCUCGGGAUCGUGGGACGCGAUGGCCACGUGAUUGGGUGGAUUGGAAAAGAGUACGAUGACUUGUACAGCUACAUCCCCUUUCUCAGCACGAGCUGA
Messenger RNA from Parastagonospora nodorum SN15, 969 nucleotides. RefSeq lists its product as hypothetical. Gene Ontology annotation, cellular component: mitochondrial outer membrane. The record is from RefSeq and is a predicted model, not a curated record. Bases 1 to 969 code for a protein of 322 amino acids. Lineage: Eukaryota; Fungi; Ascomycota; Dothideomycetes; Pleosporales; Phaeosphaeriaceae. Gene Ontology annotation, biological process: mitochondrion organization; lipid homeostasis. The transcript has 2 exons.